AUGAAAUGGAUAAUUUGAGUAAAUGAUUUCUUUCUAUAAAAGCAAAUAACAAAUAUAACAAAAUAUAACAAUAUUGGUACUUGAAGUAUUUGAGUAACCAUUUUUGUUAUGUUUUGAUUAUAUUUCGUCACACAGCUGUUUCUGUGUUUGUAUUGUCAUUAAGAAAAGUGAACAAUUGAAUUGGGGGCAAUCAAAUUCGAAGAAAAAUUAUGAACGAAGGAGUUAUCUCCAGUUACGAGCAAUUAUUUGGUGGUUCUGGUUUGCCGUCUGACCUCGGUAUAGAAAUGGCGGCCACUUCGAUUCACGUUGCCCUCGGAACAGACUACCAUAAAGAAAUAGCUCCACAGCAGCCACAGAAUCAACAAUCACGGUCUUUUCACCAUCCGCCGACGUACAACAAUUUUAUUGGUACUACAGGUGACGGCACGACUCAAAAUAUCGGCUCCAAACAGAUGGGGUUUGCUUGUAAUAACAGUAGUGCAUCCUUUAUUGGUAACGGUGGGAGUAAUACAGUGUUUACACAAAUUCCAUUUGUUCAAAUUCACACGACGAAUGUGCAGCCACAAAGUGCAUUUAAUAGUACACGAUUCAGAAGAAAUGUCACCAACAAUCAAGAAGAAAUUAAAGCUGAACCAAUAAAGUCAGAAAAUUCUGAAGGUGCCAAAGAGCGUACAAAUGGAACACCCACACCACCAGUACCUGUGCAACAGCGUAGUGAUAACCAAACUUCUAAAAAUUUUACUCAAAAUGAGAAGGAAGUUUUUACUGAUUUAGAAACUAUUCGCGGAAUUGCGGAUGAGGUAAUUGAACAAAACACCAAAACAUGUACAAAAGAGGGAGCAGGAUUUACAUCUCCAGAUAUCUAUAAAUGUCAACAUUGUGCUUUUAUAAGUUUGACCGAAAGGGGUUUGCAACUCCAUCUCGAUUCCAGAUUUCAAGAAAAUUCUGUAGUAUGUAAAGAUGCCCAUAGUCGAAGAAAACUACUUUGUCCAGGUUGUGAAAAUGUUUUCUACGCUUACUCGGUUGUAGAAAUUCAUUUACGGGAAGACCAUUUAAUGUCCGAACAGGAUGUAAUAGUAUUUAUGCAAACUAUUAAGAAAAAUAGUCAACCCUCUGAACAUUCCGAAUCAACUAACAACGAAAAAGGUUCUGAUAUAGAAGUUUCGAACGACACUCCAAUUAAGAGCACGCAACCACGAAGUCGUAUAUAUUUGAAGAAUGUCGAAUGCUUGCGGGAACCGAAUAGAGAUCCGAUUGAACAGCAAGAUAAUAUAAUUAAUGAUAGUAUUUUUCAUUUUGAAAAUGAUGAGUGUAAUACACUUGAAAACAUUGGUAGCAUUAGCAUGGAGGAGCAGGACCUUAUAGGUAUGCUCACCAGCGGUGAAGGAACAUUUCAUAAUAAAGGUGACAAUAAUGUUGACUCUAUUCUUAAUGAUACUUUUACGCCAGCUGUGGAAUCAAAUAAGUCAGUAAAUCCACCUAAACAAAAAAUUUCGAUUAAGAGUGUUGAUGUGCUACGAGAACCAGCGCUGUUGCGACGUGAUUAUGAGAUGCAAUCAUUUGGAGAUUUCAUUAACGUCUGUAAUGAUUUAAAUUUGCAUACGCCUAACACCAACAACAACGAAAUAAGUAACUGUGAUGACAACCACAAUAGAAUAAAUGACACGGAUGGCCAAUAUAGUUACACCGUAACUCCGAUUAGAGAACCGCUCGUGGGUAACAAUGACGAUGCCGCCAUCGUUGAUUUCACGAAUGAUUUCGAGAAACCAAGAAGACCUAAAAUUUACAUAAAAAACGUUGAUAUACUGAAAGAACCAAUGACAUUUUCGAGCAAUAUCAAUGCGCCGGCUAUAACGGAGUCUACAAAUAACGUAAUGAAUUUUAAUUUUAUGCAACCGACAAUACCGCAAACUGUGAACUCUUACCUAGAUUCCGUUGAUAGCCUGAACGCCACAGUACCGCCUUUUAAUAGUGGCAUGUCACAGCUACCGCUUGGUACCAUAUCGGAUCAAUAUCUCUUCGAAAGCGGAGGUGGGAACUUUCUAGUAAACAGUUCCACCACUGUCUCAGACAAUUACACUUAUGGCAAUGAGCAAACUUCAGAACACUUCUUAAUGGAUUCUAAUCGGUUUACAGAUGCGAUAACACCAAUGACAACUGAACCUACACCGCCACCUCCUACGAUGAGUACAGUAGUAAGUAACACUAACAGUUGUACCAUUGAUGCGCAGCCUACACAAAACGCCUCUGCCAUUCCAAAUGAGCCAAAGCAGAAAAUUUUUAUAAAAAAUGUGGAUAUUCUGAAAGAACCGCAGUUCCAAGAGCCUCGCGGCUUACUGCAUUUGCGCACUGUCGACGAAUUAAAUUUAAUGAACAGAAAAGAUGUUGAAAAUCUGAUAGCACCUAAUUUGGAGGGCAACCAAACCAAUCUAACUGAAGAGGAACUGGGUGAUAACUUUACGCGAUUGAACAAUGCGAAUAGAGAGACAUUGUCGUCUGUUGAAAACUGCAAUGCCAGCAAUCUAAUUGAGGCGAUAUCUUACGGAUGUGAAGGAUUUAAAUUGAAUGAGUUUUCAACACAAAACGGUUGGCAUGAUGACUAUGAUUUGGGAGACGAUAUUAGGGAGAUCAUAACCAGUACUAUUGCGCCAACUUUACCAACAGCACAGAAGACAAUACAUGAGUUGGAUACACCACAAAUAUCACUGAUCUCCAUACCAGAUAUGGAAGAGCUCACCGGUACAAAUGCUGCAGUUAAUGCCAAUGCAGAGUCAGUAGCAAGCGGGAACACUACAGUAACCUCGGAUGUAGCACAACAACAACAAUCAAGUGCAAAUUUCACUUUUGAAUGUGAAAUACCCACUGCUGAUAUAAAUGGCGCCGAAGAACCUGUUUGUAGUUCUGAAAAUUUGAUCAAUUCCACUGCAAUCUGUAAUGAGGUUAUGUCGGAUCCUCAAACAGAACCUGAGUCGAUAGAUACAGUUCUAUUAGAAAACGAAGAAUUACUGAAACAAGAGCGCUUGAAUCAAACCACACCUGUAGAACAUACCGAAUCCACGUCUUCACAAAAAACAAAUAAGGCAAGCGACUUUAAUGACAUUCCACCGCUCACACCAAUGACUUCAACUACAUAUUCGAUAUGUACUAACUUAAUUACCUCAACAUCAAUGGCUGCACCCACUGGUUUGCCGGUGCCGCCACUUGUACCUAUGCUACCACCGAAAGCUAUCAGUUUAUCUAAUGUUAGCACCCCUGCGAAUUCAACGGAACGUGGACGUAUUUAUGUGGCUAAUAACCUAAUGCAAGCGCCUAACGCUUCGCCAAUUUCGCAAACACCAACGUCUAAAACUAAUAAUACGAAGAGCUUAGGCAAACAGCAUCCCAAAACUCCGAUUGCCGUUUCGGUAAUGGGUGGAACUUCGGUACGUGGGCGACCGUUUGGUUCGAAUCGUACUGGCAUAACCAAGCUUCGCAAGCAACCGCUUAACGAAAACGGCGCAGGUGUUUACCUGAAGUGCACAGUCGCGGGUUGCGCCUUCCGAUUUAAAAAGUCUAACACACUUGAUUACCACAUAAAAUGUCAUAUCAACGAGUCUCAACCUCAAUCAAUGGCAUGCCCUGAGUGUAGAGCGCCGUUCACGAACUGGAAUUCGCUGCAUACACACCUCUGGCGUACGCAUAAAAUCGACAUGGAGCUGUACAGCUGUGAAUUGUGUAGCUUCAAAACACCCAUAUAUUCACGCUUAUUAAACACGCAUUCCAAAAUUCAUUAUGACGAACGAAACUACAAGUGUGAUCAGUGCGAGAAGGCUUUCAAGAAUACAAAGCAGUUGAAAAAUCAUCGUCGUUGGCACCGCAACCAUAAUAAAUCCACAACAUCUCCAUCAACGAAGCCAGAGAUCUCAAUGAAGGCAGAUUUGCCACCUUCUGAAAGCAGCGCUGCUGUGCAGCAUUCGCUUUCAGCAACUACCACAUCCGAUGCGACACAAGUACCUGUAACCGUGCGUAAUUUUUAUCGCUGCAAGGACUGCGAAGCUGUUUUUUCACAUCAGAAAACAUUACGAGAGCAUCUGUGCAAGAACGCUGCUGCAGCAGUACAGUGCGAGCUGUGCGAUCGCGUGCUGACUUCUCGCUCCUCCAUCAAGUUGCACAUGCAAUUACACGAGCCAUCGCGUCGCUUCAAAUGCAACAUCUGCGAUUAUUCCGCCAGUGAUCAUAACGCUUUUCGGCGGCACAAAAUGACACACGACAAUAAUGCGAAAAUGUAUGCUUGCGUUCACUGUGAUUACAAGUCCAUACAAAGUGUGGCCUAUCAGAAACAUGUUCAACAAAAACACCCACAAUUGGCCGAUUCCAUCGUCUAUAAGUGUAAGAUCUGCCCAUUUGCCACCAUAAACAAGAGCUUAUUCGAUAUACACCAAGUUAAGCAUGAAAAUAAGAAUGACAACACUGAAGGCGCUGAUGUGGCGGAAAAUGUAGAUGCACAAAAAACAACAACGGCAAAAACAAAGAUUAAAGUCAAGAGUCACUUAUUAUUGACCACUACGGCCGAUUCAACAACGGAAUUAAACGAGUUAUGCGUUGAUGCAGUAGCCAAUAUGGUAUCUUAGCA
This is a messenger RNA of Zeugodacus cucurbitae (melon fly), 4612 nucleotides long. RefSeq lists its product as uncharacterized. Gene Ontology annotation, biological process: regulation of transcription by RNA polymerase II. Lineage: Eukaryota; Metazoa; Arthropoda; Insecta; Diptera; Tephritidae. Gene Ontology annotation, molecular function: RNA polymerase II cis-regulatory region sequence-specific DNA binding; DNA-binding transcription factor activity. The record is from RefSeq and is a predicted model, not a curated record. The transcript is spliced from 5 exons. The coding region runs from base 210 to 4610 and encodes 1466 amino acids.